CUUGUUAUUCAAACUGAUAAUGAACACUACUUGAAGCGGAAAUUUGCGAGUUUGGCGAAUCCAGUUGGGAGCGACGUAGCGGCUGGCGCAAGCAACGGUGUUUCGGUAUCUAAGGUAUGCACAUGUCCUUAUACUUGUGUUAACAGUAAUAUAGUCGCUGAACUCGAGGGUGUAAAACUCGAUAUGACGAUUUUAGAGUCCCAUUUAUUUGCUUCAAUUUCCCAACAAGAGUCUAAGUCUGACGAUAUUAACUCACUUCGCGCUAAACAGAAGGACAUGGAGGCCAUUAUAAAUAAAAAAGACGAAGUAAUCUGCAAACUCAAUGAGGAAAUUCAAUACAUUAAGACAAAAUUAUUAUCCCUUGAGCGCGGUGGAGCCCAAAACGACCUUGCAUGCGAACAAAG
This is a messenger RNA of Paramuricea clavata, 404 nucleotides long. The record is from the annotation of a GenBank genome assembly. NCBI's taxonomy places the organism in Eukaryota, Metazoa, Cnidaria, Anthozoa, Malacalcyonacea, Plexauridae.